This is a messenger RNA of Sipha flava (yellow sugarcane aphid), 2030 nucleotides long. RefSeq names its product histone deacetylase Rpd3 (gene HDAC1). The record is from RefSeq and is a predicted model, not a curated record. The transcript is spliced from 9 exons. NCBI's taxonomy places the organism in Eukaryota, Metazoa, Arthropoda, Insecta, Hemiptera, Aphididae. Gene Ontology annotation, molecular function: histone deacetylase activity. The coding region runs from base 491 to 1966 and encodes 491 amino acids.
UGUUUGUUUACUGGCUAUUCGCGAUUGGCUCGGAACACAUUAGCUGCUCAAAUUUUUUGGUGCGUUUUUUACGCUUCCGACUCGCGAGACGACUUUCGUGCAAACAGACCGCAGUUAUUUGUAAACACUAAAUAAUAAUAAUAAUAAUAUCCCGGCACGGCCGGUUUUUUUUUUCUACUCUGUGGUCCCGUCGUUCCCGCGGUUUCGGGCUUUCGCGCUUUCACAACAUUUGUAAUUUUUUUUUAUUCCUCGUACUCACCCUUCUCCAACGGUCGUGCGUGUGUUACAGAGUCCGAGUGUCGUCGCAAAACUCGCGACUGCAGUGGUCUCAUAGCCUUUGGCCGUACGCAUGUAUCGUUGACGAUUAAGACGUGCCGCCGCCGCCUCCUAGAACCAGUCGGCCCGCGCUUUUCGGGGGCCCAUCAGCCACGCGCCGGCUGUAAACCCUGCCGCAACUCAAGCGGAGUACCAUACCGCCACAGCAUCAACAAUGUCUAUUACGCCUUUUAAGAAGCGUGUCUGUUACUAUUACGAUAGUGAUAUAGGAAAUUAUUAUUAUGGACAAGGUCAUCCCAUGAAACCUCAUAGGAUUCGAAUGACUCAUAAUUUACUUUUAAAUUAUGGUUUAUAUCGUAAAAUGGAAAUAUAUAGACCUCAUAAAGCAACUGCAGAAGAAAUGACAAAAUUUCAUAGUGAUGAAUAUAUACGGUUUCUGCGAAGCAUUCGACCUGAUAAUAUGAAUGACUACAAUAAACAAAUGCAAAGAUUUAAUGUGGGUGAAGAUUGCCCAGUUUUCGAUGGUUUGUAUGAAUUUUGUCAGCUAUCUGCUGGUGGUUCAGUAGCAGCAGCUGUUAAGUUAAAUAAGCAAUCUGCAGAUAUUUGUAUAAAUUGGGGAGGAGGUCUCCAUCAUGCAAAAAAAUCUGAAGCUAGUGGAUUUUGUUAUGUUAAUGAUAUUGUACUUGGUAUUUUGGAAUUGCUUAAAUACCAUCAACGAGUUUUAUACAUUGAUAUUGAUGUUCAUCAUGGAGAUGGUGUUGAAGAAGCAUUUUACACAACUGAUAGAGUUAUGACUGUUUCUUUUCACAAAUAUGGUGAAUAUUUUCCUGGUACUGGUGAUCUCAGGGAUAUUGGUGCUGGAAAAGGAAAAUACUAUGCUGUAAACAUUCCUCUCAGAGACGGAAUGGAUGAUGACAGUUAUGAAUCAAUAUUUGUACCUAUAAUUACUAAAGUCAUGGAGACUUUCCAACCUAGUGCAGUUGUUUUACAAUGUGGAGCUGAUUCCUUAACAGGAGAUAGACUGGGAUGUUUUAAUUUAACUGUUAAAGGUCAUGGUAAAUGUGUUGAGUUUGUGAAACGAUAUGGUUUACCUUUUCUUAUGGUUGGAGGAGGAGGUUAUACUAUCAGAAAUGUAUCCCGAUGUUGGACUUAUGAAACAGCUGUGGCUUUAGGAGCUGAAAUAGCAAAUGAAUUACCAUACAAUGAUUAUUUUGAAUACUUUGGACCAGAUUUUAAGCUUCAUAUUAGCCCUUCAAACAUGUCUAAUACAAAUGCUACAGAAUAUUUAGAAAAAAUUAAAAAUCGACUUUUUGAAAAUUUAAGAAUGUUACCUCAUGCACCAGGAGUCCAAGUCCAAGCUAUUCCUGAAGAUAGUGUACGUCAUGAAUCAGAUGAUGAAGACAAUGUUAACCCAGAUGACAGGAAUCCUCAAUCUAUUACUGAUAAACGAAUUGCUCCUGACAAUGAAUUUAGCGACAGUGAAGAUGAAGGAAUGGCUCCAGGUGUUGGGGGCGGUGGACGAAAAGAUAAUAGGUCUUACAAAACAGUUGUUCCAGCUAGAAAACAAGCUCGUCUAGAUUCUAAUAGAAUGGAAAUUGAUGAACCUGAAUUUAAUAUUCUCAAAGAUGAAAAAGAAGACAAAUCUGUGAGUUCUGAUGACUCAAAUAAAAAAGAUUCAGUCAAGUCGUGAAUAUAUAUUAAUUGAUUAGAAGAAAAAGUUUUAAAUACAUUAUAUAAAAGCAGAAUUGUUGACA